Radiomyces spectabilis is the source of this 2433-nucleotide messenger RNA. Its product is annotated as leucyl-tRNA synthetase. Gene Ontology annotation, cellular component: mitochondrion. Lineage: Eukaryota; Fungi; Mucoromycota; Mucoromycetes; Mucorales; Radiomycetaceae. The transcript is spliced from 15 exons. Gene Ontology annotation, biological process: leucyl-tRNA aminoacylation; mitochondrial translation. The record is from RefSeq and is a predicted model, not a curated record. Gene Ontology annotation, molecular function: leucine-tRNA ligase activity; ATP binding; aminoacyl-tRNA deacylase activity. Bases 1 to 2433 code for a protein of 810 amino acids.
AUGUUCCCAUAUCCGAGCGGCAUGCUGCACAUGGGCCACGUUCGUGUUUAUACCAUUAGUGACACUCUACAACGAUUCCGACGAAUGAACGGAUACAACGUACUUCAUCCUAUGGGGUGGGACGCGUUUGGACUUCCGGCUGAAAACGCGGCUAUUGAACGCGGCAUUCAUCCGGCUACAUGGACGACAAAGAAUAUCGCAGCCAUGAAGGAAACCAUGAGCAGACUUCAGCUGGAAUUUGACUGGUCCAGGGAAAUUGCGACGUGCGAUCCAUCGUAUUAUCGGUGGACACAAUACAUCUUUUUGGAACUGUAUAAAGCAGGAUUAGCGUAUCGCAAAGAAGCCGUGGUAAACUGGGAUCCCGUGGAUCAAACUGUACUGGCCAAUGAACAGGUGGAUCAUGAAGGAAAGUCGUGGCGAUCAGGAGCCUUGGUCGAACGGAAGAAGCUUAAACAAUGGUUCUUUAAAGAUUUGCUGAAGGAUAUUGAUCGUUUGGAUCAUUGGCCUGAACGUGUAAAGCAAAUGCAGCGUCAUUGGAUCGGCAAAUCCGUGGGUGCCGAAUUUGAUUUUCCGGUGCAUGCGAAAGGACCGAACCAACCGACACUGACCGUGUUUACAAGCCGUCCAGAUACUUUGUUUGGUGUACAGUAUUUGGUAGUGUCCCCUGAACACGCCAUAUUAAACAAGGAAACGUUACCGGCCGAUCAUGCAGACAAGGUCCUAGAUUUUGUAAGUAGCCUUAAAAUGAAGCAGAACAUGGAAAAAGCAGAAGAAACCAAGCAAGGUGUUUUCACCGGGUUAUACGCCUCGCAUCCCUUGACCCAGGAAAAGAUCCCGGUGUUUGUGGCUCCCUAUGUUAUUUCUGAAUACGGCACAGGAGCGGUGAUGGGCGUUCCCGCCCAUGAUAAGCGCGACUGGGAGUUUUGCCGAGUCAAUGAUAUCGCCAAUGAGAUCAAAUUCGUGGUGGAACCGGCUCUGCAGGAACUCGAUCGUCCUUUUUCCACCACCGAACCCUUCACCGCUCAGGGUGUCCUCACCGCCUUGUCGGGGCCUUUUGCAGGCAUGAAAUCCAAACAGGCAGGAAAAGCCAUUCUCAAACAAGCGCAGCAGCUCGGAUUAGGCCGUCCUGCCACACAGUUCCGUUUGAAAGAUUGGCUCCUUUCCCGUCAACGGUAUUGGGGAGCGCCCAUUCCCAUGGUGCAUUGUCCCAAGUGUGAUAUUGUUCCUGUGCCGCAAGAAGAAUUACCUGUCCUGCUUCCUUUGGAUGUGGAAUUUUCCGGCAAAGGAGCGUCUCCAUUGACCACCUCCAAAGAAUGGCUUCAAUGCACAUGUCCAAAAUGCAAAGGUCCUGCAACUCGAGAAACCGAUACCAUGGAUACGUUUGUCGAUUCAUCCUGGUACUUUAUGCGAUUCACGGAUGCCAAUAACCUUGAUUUACCCUUCUCUGCCGAAAAGGCAUCGGGCCGUUUGCCGGUGGAUAUCUAUAUUGGUGGCGUCGAACAUGCUAUUCUGCACUUAUUGUACUCGCGGUUCCUUUCAAAGUUCAUGUUGGAAAAGGGAUUCUAUUCCGAAACGCCUGAUACCAAGCCUGGUCACGGCGAACCGUUCAACGUUUUACUGACUCAGGUAAGUUGGGUGUAUCCUCGUCAUCCAAAGAUGAUUGAAACCGGAGAAACUCCCUUGAUUUCGUAUGAGAAAAUGUCAAAGAGUAAAUACAAUGGCGUGGAUCCAGUGAGUGUAAUCGAGGCUCAGGGCGUCGAUGCUACGCGUCUGCACAUGUUAUACAAGGCGCCUCCGUCGGAGGUCUUGGAGUGGGAUGACUCGAGUAUUGUUGGCAUGCAACGUUGGCUUGGCAAAGUGUUGAAACUUGCGUCCACGGCAGGAACGGCGAAAACUGAGGCUGCCGAAAUUUCAGUCGACAGCUUGUCGUCGUUGGAAAAAGACAUGUAUCGUACAACCCACGAGACGAUCAAACAAGUUACCGAGGCGCUGUCAACUUCGUAUACCUUUAACACGGCCAUUUCGGAUUUGAUCAAGUUGACGAAUUACAUAACUUCGUCGGAUCUUGCUCCUCAUGCCCCUGUCUAUCAGCACGCCGUACGAUCGCUGGUGACCAUGAUGGCGCCAAUGGCUCCGACGGUGAGCGAAGAAUGCUGGGAGACCGUGUCUGGACAAGACAGCACCAGUGUGUUUGUGCAACCGUGGCCAAAAUGGGAAGCCAAGGCUUUGGAAAAGGACACGAUCGAUUGUAUGAUUCAGGUGAAUGGUAAAACGCGAUUUAGAGUGGUGGUUCCCGUGGAUAUCGCCGGCGAUGCCACGGAAAUUGAAAAACAAGCGAGAGCGAUGGCUGAAGGACAGAAAUGGCUUGGUGAUCGACCGAUCCGAAGAGCCAUUGUCGCCAAAGGUGGCAAACUUGUGAAUUUCGUGAUUUGA